AUGCCGGACCAUUUGGGAGAGGACAUGAGAAAGAUACGUAGUGAACCGGAGAAAGGAGAAGAAGAAAUAAAAUCUCUGGACGAAGGCGAUAUUGCUCUGUUAAAAAUUUAUGGCCAAGGACAAUACAUGAAAAGCAUCAAAGCAGUCGAGGAAGAUAUCCAAACAAUAAUCAAACGUGUGAAUGAGCUAACAGGAAUUAAAGAGUCCGACACUGGUCUGGCACCACCAGCUUUGUGGGAUCUUGCAGCAGACAAGCAAACACUGCAGAAUGAGCAACCACUACAAGUUGCUCGCUGCACCAAAAUAAUCAAUGCAGACUCUCUUGAUCCAAAGUAUAUCAUAAAUGUGAAGCAAUUCGCAAAGUUUGUGGUCGACCUAGCAGAGUCGGUUGCCCCGACCGAUAUUGAAGAGGGCAUGAGAGUCGGCGUUGAUCGCAACAAGUACCAAAUUCACAUUCCGUUGCCCCCUAAAAUCGAUCCUAGUGUAACGAUGAUGCAGGUAGAAGAAAAGCCUGAUGUUACCUACAGCGAUGUUGGUGGCUGUAAAGAGCAGAUCGAAAAGUUACGAGAAGUUGUGGAAACUCCUCUUCUACACCCAGAAAAGUUCGUUAAUUUGGGAAUCGAGCCGCCGAAAGGCGUUUUACUAUUCGGGCCACCAGGUACAGGGAAAACACUGUGCGCCAGAGCAGUAGCCAAUAGAACUGAUGCCUGUUUCAUUCGUGUGAUCGGCUCCGAGUUGGUUCAAAAAUACGUCGGCGAGGGAGCUCGCAUGGUGAGAGAAUUGUUUGAAAUGGCCCGCAGUAAGAAGGCAUGUCUAAUAUUUUUUGAUGAAAUUGACGCCAUUGGAGGAGCUCGGUUCGACGAUGGAGCUGGUGGAGACAAUGAAGUGCAACGUACAAUGUUGGAGUUGAUUAAUCAACUGGAUGGAUUUGAUCCGAGGGGAAAUAUCAAAGUGCUGAUGGCAACAAACAGACCAGACACACUGGACCCGGCACUGAUGAGACCUGGCCGUCUUGACAGGAAAGUAGAGUUUGGUCUUCCAGAUCUUGAAGGCCGAACUCACAUCUUUAAGAUCCAUGCACGCUCUAUGAGCGUCGAAAGGGACAUUAGAUUCGAGCUGCUGGCACGUUUGUGCCCUAACAGCACCGGUGCAGAAAUUCGUUCAGUGUGCACAGAGGCUGGCAUGUUUGCCAUUCGAGCUCGUCGCAAAGUGGCCACCGAGAAAGACUUCCUCGAGGCAGUGAACAAAGUCAUUAAGUCCUAUGCUAAGUUCUCUGCCACUCCCAAAUACAUGACUUACAAUUAAACAUAUUAAUUGCAUAAGAAUAUUGUAUUAUCGAUUUAAUUUAAUUGUUAAUCAUAGCUAUACAAUAAAAUGGAACGUGUUCUUUUCUCA
Molecule: messenger RNA, 1395 nt
Organism: Megalopta genalis
Lineage: Eukaryota; Metazoa; Arthropoda; Insecta; Hymenoptera; Halictidae
Gene: Rpt1
Product: 26S proteasome regulatory subunit Rpt1
Molecular function (GO): ATP hydrolysis activity; ATP binding
Source: RefSeq, a predicted model, not a curated record